GGUGGAGACGCCGGCCGCCGACUGUCUCGUGCGGAGCGCGGUCCAAGACGGCCGCCGCGGCAGUCGUCUUGUGGUGCGAGGAGGUGUGGGGGUGCGUGGCCGCGCGUGGACGCAAGUACUGUCCCGUGAGACGAUUGUGGACGCUGGUGGACUGUGGACGGGUCGGUGGAUUGUGGAUUAGUGGACGAUUGUUGUCCCACGAGUGGCCUCGGCCUGCGCUGCGGCUGGGAUACGUUUGUCAGGUGACCCGAUGCGCGGCGGUGACCUGGCUGACCUCCGGUGACCCGAGGUGCCAGGGAUGCGGCCGCCGCCGUCCGCCGGCCACCGCUGGGCCCUGCUGGCCCUGCUGCUUCUCUGUGGACCGCCGCUGACACACGCCGAGGAAGUUGUCCUGCUGGACACCACGAAGGAACAACUCCUGGAGUGGACCCGCUACCCGUUCGGACCGCAGUCGAAAACUCCCGGGUGGAGCGAGGAGAGCUACACCAACUUCGAGAAGGGCAUCAACUGGCGCUCCCACGUCGUCUGCGACGUCGCCUUCACGGACGUCAACAACUGGCUGUGGACGCCGUUCAUCGAGCGAGGCGAGGCAGAGCGCAUCUACAUCGAGCUCAAGUUCUCCAUGCGCGACUGUUCGCUCUUCCCGGGCAAGGCGCUCAGUUGUAAAGAGACGUUCAGCUUGUUGUACUACGAGUUCGACGCGGCCACCCGUGAGCCACCGCCCUGGGAACCGGAGAGCUAUAAACUGAUUGAUCGAAUCGCCGCCGAUCGCGGUCGCUCCUCCACCAGCGAUCAGCAGGUGAUCAACGUCGAGACGCGCUCCAUCCCAGUCACCAAGAAGGGUGUGUACUUCGCCGUGCGCGACCAGGGCGCGUGCAUCUCCCUCCUGGCAGUGCGAGUGUUCUACCGCACGUGCGCAGAGGUACGCGCCGGGUUCGCCACGUUCGCGUCAGCGCCCACCGGACGCCAGGAGACUACCAUCAAGACGGCACGCGGCACGUGCGUGACCAAUGCGGAGCCUGGAGAGCGUGGCCUGCCCCAGUAUAUCUGCAAAGGCAACGGCGAGUGGGAUGUGCUGGACGGACACUGCAACUGCCGGCCCGGAUACGAGGCGAUAGAAGCCAACCAGACUUGUCAUGUGUGCCCGCCGGCCACCUACAAGUCGGUCUCUGGUGUGGGCGCGUGCCUGGCCUGUCCGGACCACAGCCGAGCGGAACGCUCCGGGUCUGACCUCUGUGCCUGCGAGCCGGGCUACUGGAGAGCAGAGACCGAUCCGCCAGGAUCAGCCUGUACACGCCCUCCGUCGGCGCCGCAGCAGCUCCGUGCCGAGUUUGUGGACCAGAACUCGGCGGUGCUGGUGUGGAGCGCGCCAGAGCUAAACGGCGGCCGGCCCGGGGACACCAGCUACAGCGUGAAGUGCCGCCAGUGUGGAGCCGACGUCACCUUCAGCCCCGCGCAGACGGGUCUGAACUCGACGCGUGUGACGGUGUCGGGUCUAAGCGCGGCCACCACCUACCAGAUCUCUGUGUCGGCCCAGAACGGCGUGUCGGCAGUGUCACCGGCAGAGGACGAACAUGCUGACCUCGAGGUCACCACACACGCCUCCGGGGCAGUUCCGUCGAUGGUUUCGGAGGUCCGUGUCACCCUGCUCCGUCCCUCGGAGGCUCUGCUCAGCUGGAGGCCGCCCUCCGACCCGGAGGAUGCCGUUCUCAAGUACGAGGCACGCUACUUCACCAAGAGUGAGGGCGCCAACAGCAGCAGCGUGUUCUCGGACUCAGCCAGUGCCACGGUCACCGGUCUGAGACUGAACACCGAGUACGGGUUCCAGGUGCGGGCUCGUACCGCCCGCGGCUGGAGCGAGUACAGCCGGCCGCUGUACACCACCACCGGGCCGGCGGCCGACUCCGCGUACCUGGGCGGCUCGGGCGCCAAUGGCGGCGGUAUGAACGUCGAGGUGAUCGCCGGCGUCUCGGUAGCCGUCGGCGUCCUCCUCGCCGUCGUCAUCGUUGUGGCCGUGCUGUUCGUCAAGAGUCGCAGCAUGGAGAAUCCGCACAAGAAGCGGCCCAGGGACGUCGGCUCCAUGGGCUACCACAACGGCCUGGCGAUGCAGAUGGGACUGAACACCCCGGUACAGACACCGUCCACAGCAUUGACGUCGCCCGCGUUCAGCCCUGUGACCCACCAGCGGACCUACAUCGACCCGCACACGUACGAGGACCCGAACCAGGCGAUACGUGAGUUCGCCAGAGAGAUCGACGCGUCUCACAUCAUCAUCGAGGCGGUGAUCGGCGGAGGCGAGUUCGGAGACGUCUGCAGGGGCAAACUCAUGGAUGUCACGGUAGCCAUCAAGACUCUGAAGCCGGGCACCUCUGAGAAGGCCAAGGUGGAUUUCCUGACUGAGGCGUCCAUCAUGGGCCAGUUCCAGCACCCGAACGUCAUCUUCCUUCAGGGCGUGGUGACCAAGAGCAACCCGGUGAUGAUCAUCACCGAGUUUAUGGAGAACGGCAGCCUGGACACAUUCCUCAAGGCGAACGACGGCCAGUUCCAGAUUCUGCAGCUGGUCGCCAUGCUGCGCUGCGUGGCCUCGGGCAUGCAGUACCUUUCCGAGAUGAACUAUGUGCAUCGGGACCUGGCCGCCCGCAACGUGCUGGUCAACGCCCAGCUGGUCUGCAAGAUCGCCGACUUCGGACUGAGCCGGGAGAUCGAGGCGUCCAAGGAGGGUGCCUACACCACGCGGGGCGGUAAGAUCCCGGUACGGUGGACCGCGCCGGAGGCCAUCGCCUUCCGCAAGUUCACCUCCACGUCGGACGUGUGGAGCUUCGGCAUCGUGGCGUGGGAGGUGAUGUCGUACGGAGAGCGGCCCUACUGGAACUGGAGCAACCAGGACGUCAUCAAGAGCAUAGAGAAGGGAUACAGGCUGCCGGCGCCGAUGGACUGCCCGGAGGCGCUGCACCAGCUGAUGCUGGACUGCUGGCAGAAGGAGCGCGCCCAUCGGCCGCCGUUCGCCAGCAUCGUGCGCACGCUGGACAGCCUCAUCAACUGUCCCGAGACGCUGCGCAAGGUGGCACCCAACAGGAGCGCCGGCUCGCUGUGGCCGCCGGCCGCCGACCCGGCCACCCUCACCAGUCUGGAGGCCUGGCUGGCCUCCAUCAAAAUGAGCCGCUACCUGGAGAACCUGCAGCGCGCCGGCGUCACGUCGCUGGACGCGGCGGCGCGGCUCACCGAGCCAGACCUGGUCGCCGUCGGCGUCACGCUGGUCGGACACCAGAAGAAGAUGGCGCAGGCCAUCGCCUCGCUGCGGCUCCAGGUCCGGACGCACCGGGCCGACGCGUGCUUCGUGUAGCGGCCGCGGGCGGCGCCACUGCAGCGGUGGUGGCGAGGUGCCCGCCGCACGGCGGUGUGAUUUGGCUGUUGGACGCUGGACCGGCGCGGCUGUGUGUUGUUGGCCGUUGGAGACCAGUGCGGGGCGGCGCCGGCGCGGCGGCGCGGCCGCCGGUGUGAUCACGGUGCAGCGGGGCGGUCCGGAGACGGCGCCCCGCGCCCCGUGGUUCUGUGAUAGCCGCCGGGACGAGCCGGGCCCGCGUCGCGUCGUUGCUGUUAAGCAUACCUGAUACUCAUCCAGUGUUGGUCAUAUGUGCCUGUGAACCAUUCCAUUGUGCGCGCUCGUCUCACCAUUGCAUUUCCUCGGCUGCCGCUGUCGUGUGAUAUAUGUAGACUGCUUUUAUAGAAACACGUGUGAUCGAGAGGAUCGAGCGAGCUGCAUUUUUAUUACGAGCGGAAUAUUUUCUCUCCAUUUGGGGAUUUAGUUUUAGCAUUGAGAGCCGUAUGCGCGUUUGGUUUGUUUUUGUAUGGCUGUGUUCGUGAGAGGCGACAACCGGACGGUGGUUUUGUUUUACUCGUACCGCCUCGUGCGUUAUGGUUUGCGGUCUUUCCACCCGAUAACCGAGAGGUUCCGUUGGUGUCAUGAUUUCGCUCUCUUUUACAGUAUCAUGAUUAUCGCUGGAAUAAAUUAUUCGAUCCGGUUC
This is a messenger RNA of Amphibalanus amphitrite, 4025 nucleotides long. Its product is annotated as ephrin type-B receptor 1-B-like. Gene Ontology annotation, cellular component: neuron projection; plasma membrane. Gene Ontology annotation, biological process: axon guidance; cell surface receptor protein tyrosine kinase signaling pathway; protein phosphorylation. The record is from RefSeq and is a predicted model, not a curated record. The transcript is spliced from 18 exons. Gene Ontology annotation, molecular function: transmembrane-ephrin receptor activity; ATP binding; protein binding. Bases 299 to 3343 code for a protein of 1014 amino acids. NCBI's taxonomy places the organism in Eukaryota, Metazoa, Arthropoda, Thecostraca, Balanomorpha, Balanidae.